UCAGUUCUCUACUCAACUGUCUAUUGAGAUCAUCCAAUCAUUUUAUUUAAGUUAAUUUUUCAAUAUAUUUUAUUUCAAAAGCAAAGUGCAAGCGAUGUCUCACACCAUUCUGUUGAUACAUCCAAAGCCAUCGUCGUCGACUCGCACCUACAGUGAAUAUGACAGCGUUAAAGAAUGUCUGGAGGCAAUUUGUCAAAUCUACGAAGAGCAUCUGAAGCGACAAAGUCCCAAUGUGCCAACGAUAACCACUUCAAGCUAUGCGCCUUAUAGCAAAGAAUGGAUCAAGGAUCAAAUCUAUAUUUUAUUUCGCGAAAAAGCAAUGGAUACUGACAAGUAAAGAGUUUUACAAUUUGUUAAUUUUGUGAAUAAAAAUGUUGCAAGUUGUUGGCUAAUUUAUGAGCUCAAUUGUGAAA
Messenger RNA from Drosophila albomicans, 413 nucleotides. RefSeq names its product enhancer of rudimentary homolog. The record is from RefSeq and is a predicted model, not a curated record. The transcript is spliced from 2 exons. Bases 95 to 337 code for a protein of 80 amino acids. Lineage: Eukaryota; Metazoa; Arthropoda; Insecta; Diptera; Drosophilidae.